Ceraceosorus guamensis is the source of this 1152-nucleotide messenger RNA. RefSeq names its product Fcf1-domain-containing protein. The record is from RefSeq and is a predicted model, not a curated record. Bases 313 to 930 code for a protein of 205 amino acids. Gene Ontology annotation, cellular component: small-subunit processome; nucleolus. NCBI's taxonomy places the organism in Eukaryota, Fungi, Basidiomycota, Exobasidiomycetes, Ceraceosorales, Ceraceosoraceae. The transcript has 4 exons.
CGAUCCUCUGGGCUCACCUUGUCUGCGAAAGCCACACCCCCCCAGCCAGUCGAGCGAAGCCUUGCUGUUCUCACGAAAUCAAGCCUUCAAGGCGCAACCUCAUCCAGACCUCUCUCUGGUCCUGCGCAGGAAGGCGACGGUGCGGUCAGUCCACGUUUGCAACCUCUUCCUUCCCUGCACUGACAGCUGAGCCUAAGAUCAGCCGCGAGUGCCUUGCCACGAGCAUCUUACACCACUGCACCAACGUGCGAAGCGCGUAGGAUCUUCGACUUCAAGCACUCUCUCGCUGUUGCUGUGUCUUAGAACGUCAAGAUGGGUAAAAGAAAGCAGAUCAAGAAGCUGGGUGCCGUGAAGCGCAUCAUGAACCCAGCCGCCAAGCAGCAGGCAGUACAGUCCGCCGCAAAAGCCGAUGCGAAAGGCAAAGGCAAAGGCAAGGUAGCUUCCGGCAGUGGAGCACCUGGGGAAGGACCGGCGCGAAGACUUCAACCCGCGUCUUCGGCCCUCUUUUUCAAUCACAACGAGAGCUUGGGACCUCCUUAUCGCGUGCUGGUCGAUACCAACUUUAUCAAUUUCAGCUUGCAGAACAAGUUGGAAUUGGUACAGGGAAUGAUGGAUUGCUUGUAUGCUGAAGCUAUUCCUUGCAUCACUUCGUGCGUCAUUGCGGAGCUGGAGAAGCUGGGUACCAAGUACAGGAUGGCAUUGCGCGUGGCUAGGGAUCCAAGGUUCGAGAGAUUGCCAUGCUCGCACAAGGGCACCUACGCGGAUGACUGCAUUGUGGACAGAGUCAGCACUCACAAGUGCUUCAUGGUGGCGACUUGCGAUCGAGAGUUGAGGAGGAGGAUCAGAAGGAUACCGGGAAUCCCCUUGAUGUACAUCGCAAAGAGGCAGUAUAGGGUGGAGCGAUUGCCAGACCAAGGCAUGCCAUCAUGAUUCGUCAUCAUUCGGUAUCCAAAUGCAUCAACUCGUCACCAAAAGAGAGCACUGCGUGCCUGUCAAGGCGAUUCACGACUGAGAGCUGGGGGGGCGCGUGCAAGCCCACACAAGUGAGACACUUUCAAUCACAAAUCGUGAUUAGAAGGAAGCGCCGAGCUAAGCACUCAAUACGCCUGGCUCUGAGCCUCUCCUCCGCCAUGUCGACUCGUGCGAAUCAGC